AUGGCGUCUAGUAGCCGAUCCACCACUGGUUUGGAACAACAAUGGAAGGAUAUUUGUUUGGAAGAGGAAGAGGAAAACGAGGUGGCUUUCGAAGAAGAGGAAGAGGAAGAGAUUGAAUUUGAUGAUCGUUGGUGUCUUGUUGGGCGCUUAUUGACUGGGAAAAUAUCUGAUUUUCAGAUAUUUCAAAAUAUGAUAGCGGAUUUAUGGAAACCCGGGAAAGGCAUGUAUAUCAAGAUUCUUGAGCAAAACCGAUUUCUAUUUCAGUUCUACCAUGAAAUAGAUAUCAAACGUGUUUUGGCGGGCAGUCCGUGGACAUACGACCGUAAACAACUCAUCAUCGAGCGACUCAAACAAGGUGAAAACCCGAGAACUAUUCCUCUAAACAACCUUGAUAUUUGGGUGCAAGUCCAUGAUCUACAACCCGGGUUCAAAACCGAGAGGGCCAUUUGUCAAGCCGGGAACUACAUUGGUUUGUAUCUUGAAUCGGAUCCUAACAACUUUCAAGGUAUUUCGCGUGAAUAUUUACGUGUUCGUGUUCGUCUGAAUAUUGAAAAACCUCUCAAAAGGCGUAUGAAGUUCAAGAAGAAGAAUGGCGAUGUGUUCUAUGCAAAUUUCAAGUAUGAGUAUGUUCCCACCUUUUGUUUUAUCUGUGGCAUCUUGGGCCAUUCGGAGAAUUUUUGUAGCCAACUCUAUGAUACACCACCGGAAUUGAUCAAGAAGCCAUAUAUUAAAGAGAUGAGAGCUCCGUCACGGCGUCAGAACUUCCUCACGGCCUCUCCUUGGCUUAGGACCGGCAAGCCCGAACCUUCCAUGGCCGAGCAAAUCACCACAAUCAACUGCAUUCAACAUGAAGACUCAAUCACAGCCUCAAUCGCAGCCUAUGAUUGCGAGUCCAACAAGGCAGAGUAA
Cannabis sativa is the source of this 909-nucleotide messenger RNA. RefSeq lists its product as uncharacterized. The record is from RefSeq and is a predicted model, not a curated record. Lineage: Eukaryota; Viridiplantae; Streptophyta; Magnoliopsida; Rosales; Cannabaceae. The coding region runs from base 1 to 909 and encodes 302 amino acids. The transcript has a single exon.